AUGAAUGGCUCACAGACGCAGGACAAGUCAUCGCAAACUACGCUGGACACCGCGCUGACGCCUGGCGUCGUGCUGGAUACCAACAUCACUCUCACAGAGUGCGAAGAGUGGUUCUGUGUAAAUACAAAGCGAUCAUGGAAAGAUACUCGCAAUGCCAUGAUCAUGAGCGCAUCGAUCGGCAUCGCGUGCUUGAUACUCUUCGGCUUGGUAAGACAUCAUUGUAAGGUGUACCGAACGCGGCUCUUCCACCCAAGAGUGGCACCUAUCCACAGACCACCUCCUCUGCGAGCGACGUGGAACUUGUUUGGCUGGGUGCUUGACGUCGUGAAUAUCAAUCAGCGUACGCUCUACGAUACCGCAGGACUCGAUGCACUUUACUUUGAUAGGUCAAAUCUUCUCAUGUUGAAGGUCAUUGGAUUCGUAGCAGUUGUAAACUGCGGAGUCGUUAUGCCCGUGAACUACCUGCUUGGCGACGUUAUAACUCCAGAAGCAAUCAUCGUUGGAAAUAUGUCGCCUUCGGACAAAUUAUCGAUGACCAACAUACCCAUCGGAUCUGCUCUGAUGUGGAUUCAUGCCGCAGUUGUCGUGCUGACAACCUUUUUUGUAUGCGCUCUGCUCUACGUUGAUGCCAACGAUUUCAGAGCAGAUCGUCACGCAUGGCUCGGACAUUCCAUCCAAGCGCCUCGCUUCGAAGAUGAAGAGACUAACCGAAGUACGACCUCAUCUGUGGCCACUCAGCCCGCAUCUUUGGACGGUGGAUCUGGAAGAUUAAAGUCCCUUCUUAGUCGGCAACUUUCAAGUCAUAUUCAGGAGGCUGAGUGCUCGGCAUGUGAACACGAGCUGCACGAGGAGAGCAGCGUUGAAGAAAAGUCAGAUAAUUUCGAUGAUUUCUCAAGGAUCCAUUCAGAGAUGUCAAUCUUCCAAAGACAACACGUGUUUGUUCCCGGAAUGGUUGGCUCAAUUGCAUCAUCGAGAUGGGCUGUGAAGGCUCAGCAGUAUGCUGUGAUAGUCACCAACGUCACCAAAUCUACAUGUGUGGAGGUCUCAACCUCAUUUCGGUCCAUGUUUCCUGAUGUGAUCGCAGCUGUCCCGGUUCUGCACCACGCCAUCGUGGACAAGAACCUAGAAAAGCUCGAUCAGGCGCAGCUGUCUCUCCUGCGUCUAGAGGAGCGCAUAAGUACUUCUCGCAACCCUGAAUCAGAACGCAUGAAAAAGAUGCUGUCGCGAAGAGAGUUCCUAAAGGACAAAAUAACUUCGACAUUUUCUGCCGUCAAGAAGGCGCAGGAGGAUUCCAAGCUUGAUCCACGAAGUGGCUAUUCGUAUAUCAUCUUGUUCCGAUCGCAAGCUUCUGCUGCGAUAGCCGCACAGACGCUGCUGCAGGAUCCAGGUGGCGAUCGCGGGUGGAACGUCGCCGCCGCUCCAGCACCGGACGACGUCAACUUCCAAUCGUUGUGGCUUGGUCCGGGACAACGGUGGUAUCGCUCUAUCGUGGCACUUCUCACUGUCGCGUUCAUAGUGUCGUUUCCCAUCGGUAUAUUCACAAGCAGCAUGGUUGCCUUAAGUGCAGCUUUAUGUUCAAAAAAUUCAGACAUAUUGAACAGUGAAUGGUACUGCGAUAAUGAUGGGGACGGGAAGCAAAGCUUCUUCUUUCGCUUACUUACGGCAUGGAUACCAAGCUUGCUUCUUGCGACAUGGAAUGCAGUGGUGGUGCCGUUUGGCUUCGCUUUCGUCGCCUUGUAUGAAGGUUCUGAGAUUACCCUCAGUGGGAUAGAUCGGAAAGUGUUUCGAUGGUUUUAUCUGUAUUCCUGUUUGAACGUCCUUGCAGGCGGAAUGCUGGCAGGCAGCUUUUUCUCACAGCUGGAGAACAUCAUUCGGACGCCCUCAUCCAUUUUCACACUGCUCGGUUACGCUGUGCCCCAAUCUUCGGGAUUUUUCCUUGCUUACAUUUCUACUAAUGCAUUCAUGCUCGAGCCGUUGAGACUCCUUUUGCCCCACGGGGGUGUCUUGCUAUGGUUUGCGACGGGAUGCGGCAGAAGGUUUGCUUGGAGUGGCAGGAUCACUCGAGACAUCAGUGCAUAUUUUUCGCCUCGCUCUCAAAGAUAUGGGAGCAAUUAUGGGACGCAGCAGCUGAUCUUUUUGAUAUGCUUGGUAUUUUCAACUGCAUCUCCAGUGAUCACGCCCCUCGGCUUUGCUUACUUUCUGCUUGCUUGGUUGGUGUGGCGAUAUCAACUCUGCUAUGUUUUCAUCAGGGCUUACGAGAGUGGUGCUUUGCUGUUCCCUGCCCUGUUCAGUAGGAUCAUGAUUUCCUUGCUGCUCUACCAGAUGUUCAUGUCCUUUUACCUGCUAAUCAAGGCGGCGUUCGUCCCCGCUUUCGUGCUUUGGAUCAUCGUUCCGCCAUUUCUGUGGAGCUUCCACUCCCACUGCACCAGAUGUUUCAUGAUGAAGUCCGUUUAUCUUCCACUCGCAAUCGCCAAGGAAAUGCCCGUCGCUUCGAUUCCGGUGGACACUUACUGCGCUCCUCAAAUGCAUCCCGAAUUUAGAGGUUGGGCAUCAGAGGUGGGCAAAGCGUGGCAGGGCUAUGGACCUUUUGUUCGAAAAUAUGUCUAGCUUCUCGACUGCUACGAUACUCUCUGGUCUAUUACUCAAGCUAACAUUUAACUUAGUACUCAGAAGCUCUUUACCUUCUUUUUCCCUCCGAAGAACAUCCAAACAAACAGGAGCAGUAAGACCGUGAACACCAUGCCACCGUACACGAGCAUCGCGUCCAUGCGUUGUCUUCUAUCGAUGACGCGAAGCAAAGAUGCUGAUACGCCGAUGCUAUUGAGGAGAUCCAGCAUCUUGUGCUGCGCGCCUUUCAGUCUCUCCUUCUGUUCCCCGAGCGCGCCCAAGACGCUAGCUCCGUGCGCCAACAAGUCGUCCACCAUACCUCCAGAACGUUGCAGCGACAUCUUGGCACCAGCUUCAGCGUCGUACUGAUUUACGAGCAAUCUGAACUCGUCGUCCGACGUGACUCUCUGCAUGAGUUCCACUCGAUCCCUCUCCUCCGCUUGUCUUCUGCUCUCUCUCGACUUGAACCUCUCCAGGGAAACUCGGAUUUGGUCGCAUUCCUCCACUACCUGCUCCACCUUCCUCUUCCACAGGUCCCUUUUGCUGCUGUUCUCCUGAACCACGAGGAUA
Messenger RNA from Micromonas commoda, 3177 nucleotides. RefSeq lists its product as hypothetical. Gene Ontology annotation, molecular function: calcium-activated cation channel activity. Lineage: Eukaryota; Viridiplantae; Chlorophyta; Mamiellophyceae; Mamiellales; Mamiellaceae. Gene Ontology annotation, cellular component: plasma membrane. The record is from RefSeq and is a predicted model, not a curated record. The transcript is spliced from 2 exons. Bases 1 to 2607 code for a protein of 868 amino acids.